Messenger RNA from Sporothrix schenckii 1099-18, 1098 nucleotides. RefSeq lists its product as uncharacterized. The coding region runs from base 1 to 1098 and encodes 365 amino acids. The record is from RefSeq and is a predicted model, not a curated record. The transcript is spliced from 2 exons. NCBI's taxonomy places the organism in Eukaryota, Fungi, Ascomycota, Sordariomycetes, Ophiostomatales, Ophiostomataceae.
AUGUAUGUUUUACGUGAUCUCCUCGGCGGCGUGGCGGGCACGCUCGGCGACUUGGGUGCCGGCGCCGGCGCUCUCGUCUCGGGCCUCUUGCCUGGCGAUUCAACUGCACCGACGAGUUCAGCAGCGGCUGCUGAGGCUUCUGUGGCUGCAACGACGACCAGCGCUGUAACGGCAGCGCCAACCGAAACCGAAGCCGCUACGACAACUGCUGCGGCAGCGACGACAACGGCCGAGCAAAAAACAACGGCGACCGCACGGGCCCCGGCGACGACUGCUGCAUCGGGCGCUUCAGGUACUGACUCUGGGGUCACGGGCAACUCAGCCAGCGGCGGUGACGAUACGUCCGACACCGGCAACAGCAACAACGGCAGCGGCUCCAAGGAUAACAACAAUGGAAAGGGCGACGGUAACAAUACCAACAACAACAACAGCGGCAACGCUAACGCCAACGGCAACGGAAACGGCAAUGACAACGGUAAUGCCAACAACAACGGCAACGUCAGUAACAACAACAAUGAUACCGCCAAAGGCGGCGCGGCCGCGACGACGUCGACUACUAGCACCGCUGCUGCUCCGACUGCCGCGGCAACAACGUCCACGUCCGACACGGCUGCCCUGCCGACUACCAACGGCGGCGCCAUUGUUGUGACGCCGACGACAAGCCCUUCGGCCACGCCCACGUCGACGACGACCUCCUUCAUUACGAGCAACGCCGUCGUCACCGUGUCUGUCGCGCCUUCGAGCAACGCAGGCACCACCACUCUGGUCGUCGACACGACGACGACGACGCCGACCCUGUCCGGGACCGCCGAGACCGCCGCGACCCAGUUCCCCAUGUCGGCCAUCGCCGCCACGUCCACCCCGACACUGGGCCUCGCGUCCGACAGCACGUCCUCGGGCGGCGGCAUGAGCAAGCCCGCCAUGGCCCUGGCCAUUACGGCGCCCAUUGUCGGCGUGGCGCUGGCCGGCCUGGGCAUUAUGAUGUUCCGGCGGCGUGUGUCGCGGCGGCGCAACCGGGACUCGAUGCCGUACGACGAGGAGUUUGAGAGUCUCAAGAAGAAGCACGAGGAGAAGUUUGACGUGGGACACAACUAUUAA